CAUCGAUUGUCGUUGCUGAGGGGAUUGACAGUUGUGCGACUGGCACGGGUUUGAGCGCCCUAAGCUGCGUGCAUGUUUACAAUCGCUAACGAUGGAACAGGAGCUGAUCGACAUCGAGUGCUAUCGGAAAACGGUAAAAAACUACAUAGAUCUGCGCCGGUACCAGACGGCUCUGUUUUGGGCCGAAAAGGUAACAGUACUCAGCAAUGGCGAACCGCGCGAUGUGUAUUGGGAGGCACAGUGUAUGUUUCUGCUGCGCGAGUUCCAGCGAGCGGCACACACCAUUCGUAGCCGCGGACUGGAGAAAACUAACCUGCUUUGCCAUUACUUGGCUGCGGAAUGCUUGAACGAAGCCAAGGAGUACCAAGCCGCGCUGGAAAUCCUCAAUGCGGUUGACUGCGAAACACUGUCGUGUGCUAUGAGUGUCCGUAUCGCGUCGUGCACAACAUCCAGCAUGAAAGACGAUUCAACCACGGACGAAAGUCAUGAUGGUAGUGUGUACGAGGAACCGUUCAAGAACGACAUCAUUGCGUCGGUGUACUUUCUCAAGGGCAAGGUACUGGAAUCGAUGGAUAAUCGCAGCUUGGCGAUGGACUGUUACGUCCAAGCGCUACAUAAAUCGGUUUAUUGUACCGAAGCACUCGACGCACUGGUGCAACACGACAUGCUGAUGGCCUGGGAGGAAAAGGAACUGAUCCAGCACAUUCCAAUGGUUCAGCAGUGUACAGAACCGGAACGAAAGGUUCUCAAGCGGCUGUAUGAGAGCAAGCUGAAGAAAUACUACGAGUCGAUUGCAAUGCAAGCCAAUCUGGACGAUCCACCCGUAUCUUCGAUGAACACAAGCCUGUGGCACGAGCUGAAGGAAAAGAUGAAAAACUGUAAAAACAACGAAACGAGUAAAUCGGCGGUUUCGAAGAGCUUCACGCCCGCGCCUCGCUCGAAACAAAAGCCGACCGAGAUCAUGUCACCAGCGAACAAAAUUCUGGAAGACCUUAAAAACAAUCCAUCCUACUUGAUUCACACCUCCUUGACAAGGGCAUCACUUCUCGGCACGAGCCUCACCGGCGGUUCCAUAAUGCUCAGUGCCGGAGGAACGAACAGCUCGCGGCAAGAAACUCCGUUCCGUAUCAAUCGUCCGAAGAUCAACACAGGCGCAUCGACCAUUCCGUAUGAUCAGUGUAUGGAUAAGCUAGAGUCAAGCAUUGACUUAAUGAUUGCACGCGCAGAGAAAUACUUCUACAACUGCGACUAUCGCCGAUGCAUCAAAUUGCUGGAGGAAAUACUGAAAAACGACCCAUACCACAAGCGUUCACUCACGGUACAGAUAGGCUGCCUGAUGGAGAUGAAGGACUGCAAUCGACUGUUUUACGUCGCCCACAAACUGGUUGACUUCUACCCGGAUAACGCCAUCUCGUGGUAUGCAGUAGGCUGCUACUACGAUCUGAUCGGCAAAAGCGAUCCGGCGAGACGAUACCUUUCAAAGGCAACGGCCCUCGACCGGCUGUAUGGUCCGGCCUGGCUAGCGUAUGGGCAUUCGUUCGCAAAAGAAAACGAGCAUGACCAGGCAAUGGCAGCAUACUUUAAAGCAACACAGCUGAUGCGCGGGUGCCAUUUGCCGCUGCUGUACAUCGGGGUUGAGUGUGGCCUGACAAAGAAUCACGCCAUGGCAGAGAAAUUUUUCUACCAAGCGAUGUCGAUCGCACCGCUGGAUGUGUUCGUUUUGCACGAGCUGGGCGUGAUAAAGUACGAGUGUGAACAUUACGAAUGCGCGGAGGAAGUUUUCCGCAGUACCCUGGAGAUGGUGCGGACGAUGGUGAAGCAGAACAAUGAGCAGCUGACCGCCCGCUGGGAACCGUUGCUUAACAAUCUUGGCCACUGUUGCCGGAAAAACAAAAAAUACGAGGAAGCGUUGGAAUUUCAUCGAUGGGCUCUGUCGCUGAAGCCGCUCAAUGCGGCCACGUACACUGCGAUCGGAUUUGUGCAAGCGUUGAUGGGCCAACUGUACGAUGCGGUAGAUUCGUUCCACAAGAGUUUAUCUCUGAAACGGGACGACGUGUUCACCACCACGAUACUGAAAUAUGUGAUCGAAGAUCUGACGGAAGAGCAAACGCUUCCAUUCUACUCUGCGGAAGGCGUAGAGGAGGACUUUGAUGAUAAGGAGGGCGAUCAAGCAGAACUGUCGAAGGACGAAGGACAUAAAGCUUUGACCAAACCGGAGCCACACAACGUUGCCGAUGGUGAUAGUGAGGAGGUUAGCGGUAGCGUUCCUCGGCCUACGCUGCGCAUGCAACUAAAUUUUGACGAAUGGUACACGAAGACAUCGCCGAUGAGCGAUACAAGCGCGGAUGAUAUGAGUAUUGAUAUAUAAAAAAGAUUGCCAUUCGGAACUCGCUCCUGAAAUCAAGUUUGUUGCAAGAUUGUUGUUGUACGACGUACCAAACCUGAUAGAAAACAUGCCAAUACAUUUGUAAAACCCCAAA
Molecule: messenger RNA, 2480 nt
Organism: Anopheles stephensi (Asian malaria mosquito)
Lineage: Eukaryota; Metazoa; Arthropoda; Insecta; Diptera; Culicidae
Gene: Cdc16
Product: cell division cycle protein 16 homolog
Exons: 3
Coding region: 92-2368 (758 amino acids)
Biological process (GO): cell division
Molecular function (GO): protein binding
Source: RefSeq, a predicted model, not a curated record